GCAGGCGGGCGGCGGGCCGCUCCAGUCGGUCUGUGUGCAGCCCGCUGCCCUGACGUCUGACAAGUGGUUUUCCUCACCGUCCUCCCCCCGCCCGCAGUCAGAGCAGUGACCGCCUCUUAAUCACAAGGGGAAUGACGUUGCUUGGCUUCGGGGUCCCCUGCAGCACGAUCCCCACCUCCUCCCGCCUUCCGCAGCCCUGGGGACUGGCUGGAGUCCCAGGAGGGAGAGGCCCCCGGGGUCUGUGGGGUAGUGGAAGGCGGGACGCGGGGAAGACUUGUGAGGCCCAGGCGCCCCCACCCCUGCGCUGCCGGGUCUGUUCUUGCUGCUGUAUUUACGUCCUCUUCUGCAUCACAGGUACAUUCCAUGUGUACUGCUUCCAAAUUAGUCGGUAUGUGGCCCUCUGUCCACACUGUAAAAAUGUAAUUUACGGUAGCCACGCUCUCUUAAACCCUCUCCAGACCUGGGCAGCCCUGGCCUUGGCGCUGUCCUUACUGGCCUUGCCACGUGGAGGCUGGGGACCAGCCUCUGACGGUUGGCCCUGCCUUCAUUCAACAACAUGUCCUGAGUGACCACCUCAUGCCGGGUCCCAGAGUGAGUACUGAGGGCACAGCAGGGACGGGACAGACGGAGUCCCUCCCCUGCGCCACGAGCAGGACAGUUACCACGCACCCAGGUCAGCUGGUGACAUGGCUGGGGAGGAAGAGCUGGGGGUGAGUGCUUGUGAACAAGUCACCCAGGAGGGCCUGGCCCAGGUGGCUCGAGGGGCGGAGGUGUGAGCACCAGGCCAGGGAAGGGCUUCCCAGCGCACGGUCCCAGGACAGAGGGGCUCUGUUGCGUCUGAGGGACAGCACUGGGGCCGGGGGGCCGGGAUCCAGGCAGGGACCCUGUCUUCCACUUGGUCUGAGGUUCAUCUUAUUUAUUUAUUUUUUAAGAUUUAUUUAUGAUUUAUUUAUUUAAUUUAUUUUUGGCUGCAUCAAGUCUCAAUUGAGGCAUGCGGGAUCUUUCCUUGUGGCGCGCGGGCUUCUCUCUAGUUGUGGCGCGUGGGUUUUCUCUCCUGUAGUUGUGGCGUGGGCUCUGUAGUUUGUGGCAUGUGGGCUUAGUUGCUCCGCGGCAUGUGGGAUCUUAGCUCCCUGACCAGGGAUCGAACCCACGUCCCCUGCAUUGUAAGGCGGAUUCUUUACCCCUGGACCACUGGGGAAGUCCCCAUUUUAUUUUUUUUAUAGUUUUUUUUGUGUUUAAAUUUAUCUGGCUCCACCAGGUCUUAAUUGCAGCACUUGGGAUCUUUAGCUGCAGCAUGUGGACUCUUAGUUGCGGCAUGCAGGAUCUAGUUCCCUGACGAGGGAUUGAACCCGGGUCCCCUGCAUUGGGAGCAUGGAGUCUUAGCCACCGGACCACCAGGGAAGUCCCUGAGGUUCAUUUUAGGGACCACGCUGGCUGCCAUGCCCAGGACGGCUGGGCUGGGGCUGUCACAAUCACCCUGGUGUGAAGCGAUGGCAGCUUUGACUGGGGUGGCAGUAGAGGGGGUGAAAAGCCAUGAGAGUCUGAGCAUUUCUGAAGGCGGAGCCGGUGGAAUUUGUGCCGUGGGCCUGAGAAGAGAGACAGGAUAGAUAAUCCGAGGUUCGGGGCAGCUGCAUCCCGAGGCCCAGCAGGCCGGGUUGGAGGUUCAGCUAAGGUUCAAGCCCUUCCCAGGCGGCGCUGGCGGGAGGGGUGGAGGGCUUGGCCGCCCUAGGGGCAGCAGGUUGGGAGCCCUCUGGGAGGGGAGCUGCAGACGACCAGCUCGGUCCUGGCAGGAGACAGGAUGUGUUGAGGAGAAGGCAUUUUAACCCCGCAGCCCCUGGCCUCCUUCCUGCCCACCCCGCCCCCGGCCUGUCCACGUUUAUUGAGCCCACGGGUGGGGCGUGGCCUCUGGAGGCCGAGGCGGGUGCUGGACGGGUGGCCGAGGCCGUGGGUGCAGAGGGGAGGAAGUGGGAAGUGCGAGGGGGUGGGAUGGGCAUCUGGACCAGAGGCCGGAAGGGGGCUCAGGCCGCGGGCACUCUAGCUCCCUUUGCCCAUGUCGCCCGCCCCUCCGUCUGCCACACCGAGCUCCUCCCUCACCCACGGGCCUUCCUGACGUCUCUCUGGCCCCGCUGGUCUUUUGGUUCCGUGAACCUCCCACUCUCAUGCCCAGCUUGCGGGUCCCCAGGAAGCGUGGAACAUGCACACGUGUUGGAACGGAGCAUCCUCGUCCCAUGGGGGCUGGAGCGCAGCCCCUCCCCCUGCCUUGUCGAGGGAGGGUCCUGGCCCUGCUGUCGGCCUCUUCCUGAAUGAGGGGAAGCCUGCCCUCUCCCUGUCCCAACGCCCCGCGGAUAAGCCCCCAUUGUGUGAUCCCCUCACAGCCCGUAUUGUACUUGGGCUCGCCACAGCUCAAACUCGUGUGUUCUGAUGUGUGUGGGAGGGAGUGUCUGUCUCGCCCCCAAAGCCCUGGGCCCCGAGCUCCCUAAGGCAGACAUCUGUCUUCCUUACGGCCACAUCUCCACCACCUGGACACAUUCGUGAGGUAAGAGAGUAAGUGGAUAAAGUCCCUGGGGACUCAGGGCCUGAGGACGAAGGGGGUCGUGACCCAGGGCGACAUGGGCUCCACGAGGGAGACCAGUGCCAGGCGCCUGGGGAGGGGCAUCCAGGUGGGGUCCAGCAGCCGCCCAGGGGUCAGCGGGCAAGGUGGGUGGAUGGCAGGGCAGGAGAGAGGGACCAGGGGCCUGGGUGACCCUGGGUGGGUUCCCCUCCCGUCUCGGUCCGCUCGGGUAUAAAGUGGGCCCCAGCAGUGGCCGCUUGUGGCUUCACUGCCCCGCCCUGUGCUCGGCCCAUGCGAAGCCCCGGCCCACACCAGCUCAGGCAGCACCCUCCAGCCCGACAGGGCAGGGCCAGACCAUUUUAAUGAUGAGGGGCUCAGGCUCUAGCAUGGGAGCUCUGUCUGUGCUUCCUUUAUUUAUUCGGAGCUCACCUCUGGGAGACGGUCCUGCUGGGCACCGAUUUGGUGAGCUGUCCUGCAGGCCCCUCCCUGGGCUUACCCUAACACCCAGGCUGAGGUCACCUCCAGCCUGGGGCCUUGUGUGGCUGUCCCUCAUGCCCUUGACCCUUGGUCACUAGGCAGGAGUGCCCUGGCUAGAUGACCUCCCCGGGAUGUUUUAGACCCUGUUUACCAGGCCUCCCCCAGACCCGCCAAGUUAGAUGCAGCAGGCCUGUGGAUUUAGUAAAUGCCCUUCAGGCAAUUCUGACAUGUGGCUCUGGUGAGGAUCCCCUGACCUGGUCGUUUCCAUGACCAUCUUGGACCGUCCCCAGCUCAUGGACUCUUUGUGCCCCAGCCUCUAAACUGGAGUAGCCCCGGAUAAAUGCAGUGGAGCAAGGGAACAGCUGGGAGGGGGCGGCCAGGAGGAGAGGAGGUGUCCAGGGUGGGCGGGGCGGGGCAUCGCCCCCCUGCGGGGUAAGUGGGAAGCAGCUCAGAGGUGGCAGUUCUGGAGCCGAAGGACAAGGUGGGCUCAGGAUGACCAGAGAGAAGGUCUCUUCUGGGUCUGGGGUCCAGCUCCCGCAGCCCCGACCUCUCCCCCUGCUCGGGGCCCUUUCCUGCUCUGCUGGGCUCCAGCACCCCACUCCCCUCUCCCAGUUUCCUGCUCUGCGUCUGAUGGGCUGCUGUGCGGUUCCUCUGACAGGACUUUGACUGACAGGACUUUGAUUCUGUCUCCGAGGCUGCUUCCCCGGGGAGAGAGAGAAGUACUUGCUUUGGUGUCCCCAGUGCCUCUCAAGCAGCACUUCCCCAUGGAUUUUCGGUGGAUUUUCACUUUCUCUCUAACCCGGGAGCCGCCGCCUCUCUGAUUUCCCGCCACCGCGUGCCCCCCCAACCCAGGAGCUCCAUGAGUCACAAGUGAGCAGAGCCCUGGGAGGCUCUUCCCAUGUAGUGCCCCGUGGAAGUUCAAGAGGAGGGAUGAGAGCGUGCCCGGCGGGGCCUUUGAGACAGGAAAUCAGUCCCUGCUCCUGGCCGGCGGCUGCUGACCUUCAUCAGCCCCAGGCCACCAAGUCCUCAAAGCUGAGAGCCUGUCGAGCCCCAUGUUUGCAGAAAUCAGCACCCCUGUUUGGGAACUGCAGCCACACUGCAAACACACCUGGCAGGGACCCCUCCCCAGGGAGCCGAGAAGUUCCACGGGGAAGCCAUGCUUCAGGCCAAAGGAUGCCAUUCGAGCCCUGAAGAAGCGGCUCAACGGGAACCGGAACUACCGAGAGGUGAUGCUGGCGCUGACGGUGCUGGAGACGUGCGUGAAGAACUGUGGCCACCGCUUCCACGUCCUCGUGGCCAACCGGGAUUUCAUCGACGGCGUCCUGGUCAAAAUCAUCUCUCCCAAGAGCAACCCCCCAACCAUCGUGCAGGACAAGGUGCUGGCUCUCAUCCAGGCGUGGGCCGACGCCUUCCGGAGCAGCCCUGACCUCACGGGCGUCGUGCACGCUUACGAAGAGCUGAAGAGGAAGGGCAUGGAGUUCCCCAUGGCCGACCUGGACGCGCUGUCCCCCAUACACACACCCCAGCGGAGCGUCCCGGAGGUGGACCCAGCCACCAGCAUGCCCAAGUCCCAGUCGCAGCUGCAGCCGAGGACGAGCAGCGGCUCCUCCUUGGUGCCGCAGGCCCCGGCUCUGAGCGCUGCGGGCCCCAUCACGGCCAAUUCAGAGCAGAUCGCCAGGCUGCGGAGCGAACUGGACGUCGUUCGGGGAAACACAAAGGUCAUGUCCGAGAUGCUAACGGAGAUGGUUCCCGGGCAGGAGGACUCGUCCGAUCUGGAGCUGCUGCAGGAGCUGCACAGGACCUGCCGCGCCAUGCAGCAGCGCGUCGUGGAGCUCAUCUCCCGCGUGUGCAACGAGGAGGUCACCGAGGAGCUGCUGCACGUCAACGAUGACCUCAACAACGUCUUCCUCCGAUACGAGAGGUUUGAACGAUACAGGUCAGGCCGAUACGUUCAAAAUGCCAGUAAUGGAGUGCUGAGCGAAGUGACAGAGGACAACCUCAUCGACCUGGGCCCGGGGUCUCCAGCCGUGGUGAGCCCGACCGUGGGGGGCACGGUGCCCCCGUCUUCCCUCUCCUCCCAGCUUGCGGGCUUGGACCUGGGCGCGGAGAGCGUCAGUGGCACCCUGAGCUCGCUCCAGCAGUGUCAUCCCCGGGACGGCUUUGACAUGUUCGCCCAGACCAGAGGGAGCUCCUCGGCUGAGCAGCGCAAGACGGCCACCUACGAGGACCCCCAGGCCGUCGGAGUAAUUGCUUCUGCGGUAGACGGUCGGAAACAGAACCCCGAAGUGAAGAGAGGUAAAGGUGGGGACUCUGACCUGGAGCCCAUAGACAGCUGGCUCAUAGCCCAAGGAAUGAUCCCCGUGGUGCAGCCGUCUGUCAUGGACGACAUUGAGGUGUGGCUCAGGACCGACCUGAAGGGCGACGACCUGGAGGAGGGCGUCACGAGCGAAGAGUUCGAUAAAUUCCUUGAAGAAAGGGCCAAAGCUGCCGAAAUGGUUCCCAACCUCCCCUCUCCCCCAGCGGAGGCUCCGGCCCCGGCCUCAAAUCCCUCCAGCCGGAAGAAGCCGGAGCAGUCGGAGGACGCCCUCUUUGCCCUCAGGAAGGGGUGUUCUUAUUUUACAGAGACUCAGAAAGGUGAAGUAAAUGGUUCCAGGUCACACAGCAAGUGGGCAAAAAUCCGGACCUGCUUCCUGACUCUGAGAAGGUGGUCUUCAGUCUUCACUUAGCACCCCCUUCUCUCC
Molecule: messenger RNA, 5769 nt
Organism: Lagenorhynchus albirostris (white-beaked dolphin)
Lineage: Eukaryota; Metazoa; Chordata; Mammalia; Artiodactyla; Delphinidae
Gene: TOM1L2
Product: target of myb1 like 2 membrane trafficking protein
Exons: 16
Coding region: 4081-5754 (557 amino acids)
Biological process (GO): signal transduction
Cellular component (GO): membrane; endosome
Molecular function (GO): phosphatidylinositol binding; clathrin binding; ubiquitin binding
Source: RefSeq, a predicted model, not a curated record